This is a messenger RNA of Anoplopoma fimbria (sablefish), 642 nucleotides long. RefSeq names its product hairy-related 5 (gene her5). Gene Ontology annotation, molecular function: protein dimerization activity; RNA polymerase II cis-regulatory region sequence-specific DNA binding; DNA-binding transcription factor activity, RNA polymerase II-specific. Bases 7 to 642 code for a protein of 211 amino acids. Gene Ontology annotation, biological process: regulation of transcription by RNA polymerase II; regulation of neurogenesis; anterior/posterior pattern specification. NCBI's taxonomy places the organism in Eukaryota, Metazoa, Chordata, Actinopteri, Perciformes, Anoplopomatidae. The transcript is spliced from 3 exons. Gene Ontology annotation, cellular component: nucleus. The record is from RefSeq and is a predicted model, not a curated record.
CUCAGCAUGAAAGCCUUAAGCUCCCCAGAGGCCCACACACCGAGGAGCCUCCGGAGGGUCCCCAAACCUCUGAUGGAGAAACGCAGACGGGAGCGGAUCAACCAAAGUCUGGAGACGUUGAGGCUUCUGAUGCUGGAUAACACCCACAAUGAGAAACUGAAAAAUCCAAAGGUGGAGAAGGCAGAGAUUCUGGAGAGUGUGAUCAAUUUCCUGCAGACAGAGAAGGACGGGGAGAUGGAGAUGGAGCCCCGGUCCAGGUCCAGGUCCAGGUCCAGGUCCAGGGCGCAGAGACCCAAAUCCGCCCGCCAGCACAGCUACCAUGACGGCAUGAGGUCCUGUCUGCUGAGGGUCAGCCACUUCAUAGCCAGCAAGAGCCAGGACCUGGAGCACACCGACGGGGAUCAGGCGGCUCAGGCUUCUCUUCCCGAGCUCCAGACACACCCUUCAUCCCCCGGACACCUCCACCUGGCACAGGCCGCUCCUUCUCCUCAGCAUCAGGCUCACCAGCACUGCCAGAGCGGGAUCUCUCCCCCGACCCUCUCCCGGAGGACUGACCUCCACUGUGACACCAGGGAGCUGCUCUCCUCCCUGGCAGCCUGCACGCACGUCCCGGAUCCCGUGUGGAGGCCCUGGCCCCAGUGA